UCGCAGAUUCGAAUUCCAAUGGGUGCAUUCAAGUUCAACAUUGGUGGUGGUUUCUGAGCUCAAUAGUAGCUGCAGGCAGCUGAGUUGUUCUACCUGAAGGCUGAAGCAUCCCACCUCCCGUUUCAGUUUUCCUAUUGGAGCUCAUGCCAGCAAGAGCAAGUUGCGAUGGCGCAGGCGGUGGUAGGUCUUAGAGGUACAAGCAACCUAUUAAGUUGCAUGCCAUCAGAUUCAGCGGCGCCCUCCAACCCAGGCUGGCCAAUACAGGAGAGCUGUUUGACACGAACCGGUCGAGUCGUUGACAGGGAAAAUGCUAGAUCUUCGUUGCUUCAACUGCCUCUUUUCAGGAGACGAACAUGUUGUUCAAAAAGAAGUAGCUCCCUCCAAUCACUUCCAAGGCCAGCCCACAAGUCUUCUGUACGAUGUCAAAGCACCGCCGAUCCUGCAUCCGAAGUCCAGACGGGCCUUGUAGGGGGCCAACCAGAUAUUCCCCCUCCAGGUUGCAGCCGAGUCAAACUAACUUUGGGGAAACCCUUGGGUAUUGUUUUAGAGGAGGAUAAGGCAGGCAACAUUUUCAUCGCGGAGGUCUUUCCUGAGGGGAAUGCGUUCAAGAGCGGGCUCGUUGAUGUUGGCGAUCAGCUCAUAGCUGUCAGUGCAGUGGUCUAUAAUACCAGCGAACGGUAUGGAGAAGUCGAAGUCCAGAAGGGCCAGGAGAAAGUUCGUCUCAGUGUUCGAGGGGAGAGCUUCAAGACUGUCAUGGCUGCCAUCGGAUCACACCCUGCCUAUAUCAAGGUCGAUUUGGAGAUCCAAAAGUGUGAACCUACAACUUCAAGCGGCCAGAUUGGUUCGUGAAUGGCAGGAACACUUUGCGGACAAUUCGAAUUGAUUCCGGUACUAAGCGUGGCUUGGGGCCAUGCUAGUAACUUGGAAAGUUGCAAUUUCAAUUGCGCAAUGCUACAUGCCGCAUGCUACUGCAAUUCAUUACAAUCGUUUGGUAGGUGGAGCAUAGACUCACGCGCGCAUUUGAAGAAGAAGACAAUAUUAGAGUCACAUACAUGUGUGCAUGGCGGAUCAAGAGGCUUGUGGCCGUCUCAGCUAUGUGGCUGACAAAGAUGAAAAAACACCCG
Klebsormidium nitens is the source of this 1124-nucleotide messenger RNA. NCBI's taxonomy places the organism in Eukaryota, Viridiplantae, Streptophyta, Klebsormidiophyceae, Klebsormidiales, Klebsormidiaceae. The record is from the annotation of a GenBank genome assembly.